Molecule: messenger RNA, 1773 nt
Organism: Poecilia reticulata (guppy)
Lineage: Eukaryota; Metazoa; Chordata; Actinopteri; Cyprinodontiformes; Poeciliidae
Product: apoptosis regulator BAX-like
Biological process (GO): release of cytochrome c from mitochondria; mitochondrial fusion; intrinsic apoptotic signaling pathway in response to DNA damage
Cellular component (GO): mitochondrial outer membrane
Molecular function (GO): BH domain binding; channel activity
Source: RefSeq, a predicted model, not a curated record
AAGAAGAGAAACGAAAAGGUGAAACUUGAAUGCGGAAAUGUCAGAAAACAACAUGGCUUCGGGAGGAAAAGGAGACGAUCAAGACACAGGAUCUUUUAAAGAUACCAUAGUGAAACAGCUAAUUGUGUUGUUAAAGAAUUUCAUCUGGAAGCAAAUUGAAAGACGUUCACUGGGUAAUGCUGAAAUGAUUCGGAAAGUACUGGACGCACCGCAGCUCGGUACCCCACAGAUGCAAAAAAUCUCUCGGUGUCUCCAGGCUGUUGGAGAUCAAGUGGAUGGAGAUGUACAAAGUGCAAUGAAAGAUCAAACAAUACGCCCUUCAUUAGACACCUACAUGAAAGUUGUAAUCGGGAUCUUUUCAGACGGUGAAAUCAACUGGGGCAGGGUGGUUACAGUAUUUUCCUUUACCUGCCUAUUUGUUUUGAAGGCAUACGAAGACAACAUUUAUGACAUGAUAAAAAACAUAAUCAACUGGACCGUAGAUUUUUUCCAGAAUAAGGUUGUCAACUGGAUACGAGAUCAAGGUGGCUGGGAGGGGAUUUUCUCCUACAUUGGCACUCCCACGUGGCAAACGGUGGCAAUUUUUCUGGCUGGCGUUCUCACCACCUUUUUCAUCACCCACAACGCGAGGCGUCCGUGAGGCGCAAACGGAAGAACUAUGCAACAGUUGAACGAUAAGAUAAUGGGCGUCUGCAAGUUGAGUAAAACAAGAGGAACUCGUGUACAGGAAAAGAUUCCUUAUUUCCCGUUCGAGUGUGAGAUUGUGAGUUGGACUAGAAGUGUUCCUGUUUACAUGCACAAAAUCAGGAUUUUAGAAAGAAAAAAAAAAGUGAACUGAAUAAUUUUUAGUUGAAAAAGCAGAGUUUCAGUAGAUGUCAUAACAUGUUGAAAAUGUAUUUACGUUAAUUUGCACUUUUGGUACUUACUACAUUUUCCAAGUGCCUAGAACUGAAUAUUUUUUUCCAAGUUGUUUCAGAAACUAUCCAUACCCAACAUACUGUCAGUUCAUAUUUUGUGGAACAGGCACUACUAUCCACUUUCAAGUUUAUGGACACUUUAUUUAAAAUAUGCUGUCGGUUACACCUUGUGAGUCUGUGAGUUAAGCAUUUGGCUAAUUAUAUAAAUAUAUUACUCUUGAAAGAUGUUAUCUUCCAACACCCUUAUUUAUUUGUCUAUUUUAAUAGGUUGUCUGAAGGAUAGUUUCUGGCAACACAUCUACAAUAUCAAAAUGUAGUUAGUACCAUGUGAAGCACUGAUUGUUUGAAUAAAACAAAUGUCUGAAAAGCAAUUUGUAGAACCUACAUUGAUGUUAGAAUGUGCCUUUUUGUACAUCAGGCGCUCUGUUAACCACAAGUGCUCUCAGUCUGAAGUACUUUGGUGAACUGUAUUUCAAAAUUUUUAAGGCAUAUCUUUAAUUGAAUGACAAUCAAUCAUCACAUUGAGUUGUUGCAUGUAUUUACUUGAUUUUUGGGACAUUGGGGUUUGUUCAUCAUGUGUUUUUGAGUGUCAUGGACUAAUAUUUAAUGUGACCAUUGAAAGAAGUUGUGUUAAACUUCUGGCAUAUGUUCAACCUAUUUUCUGACACGUUCUGAGCACUUUAUAUCUGACUACUAGAACUGCUGUAAUAUUAUAUAGCCAGUGCCUUCUGUUUUUUAUGUUUUUAUAAGAACAGUUGUAUUCCAAGGUUUCAACAUUUUCUGUUUGUAAGGCUGAAAAAUGCCUCAAGUUCACAUAAGUUGAAAUGCAAAAAAUAAAUGCCUCCUUUUUAAAUAC